Oryctolagus cuniculus (rabbit) is the source of this 2089-nucleotide messenger RNA. RefSeq names its product melanoma-associated antigen B2. The record is from RefSeq and is a predicted model, not a curated record. NCBI's taxonomy places the organism in Eukaryota, Metazoa, Chordata, Mammalia, Lagomorpha, Leporidae. Gene Ontology annotation, biological process: negative regulation of transcription by RNA polymerase II. Gene Ontology annotation, cellular component: nucleus.
GUGAGGCUUAAGCCCGAGAUUUCAUCUCUGGACUCAGUAUGGGCAAGGCUUUAUGUGCAGCAUGUCGGACUCUGGCCAGUAGAGGGAAGAGUCACACGCUCCGCUAGAUGUCAAGCUGAGCACCCAGGGACCACCGAUAACCGGAAGACUGGAGUCCCCUAGUGCCUCUCCGCCCAUCAGUCCGGAAGUCUCAGGCAGCCAUAGCCAGAUGCGGCUUAGCCUCGCUUCCGCGCGGAAAGCUUAGAACGCCGGUGGAGAGGCUCCGCGUGGGUUCUGCAGAGAGUGAAUUUUGACUGGUUUGGAAACAAGAUUGAAAGGAGUUGCAACCCUUCACCAGAAAGCGUGGUGACCACUUAGGAGAAAGGAAUUGGUGACAACUGAAGGUGUCUACAUCACCUGCUUUCCUGCUCAUACGUCUGCCUGCUGUCCCUGACCACAGCCAUCAUGCCUCGGGGCCAGAAGAGCAAGCUCCGUGCCCGUGAGAGACGCCGCCAGGCCCGAAGUGGAACCCAGGAGCCCAAGGGCGCUCAGGCCACCGCAGCAGAGGAUGCAGAGUUACCCUCUACUUCCUCUGCUGAUGUGGGGGUUGCUUCCCCCAGUUCCUCUGCCUCUGGUUUACCCCAGGGACUUCAGAGGGCCCCACCCACCACCACCACUCGUAGGGGCCAUGUUUCCCGCAAAAGAUCUGGUAAAGGUGCCAAGAGACAAGGUGAGGAAAGUGAAAAUCCUCUCCAGGCCUCAGCCUCCCAUGAGAGUGCAAGCAGAGAUCCUUUAAGUAGAAAGGCAGGAUUGUUGAUGCAGUUCAUGCUAUACAAGUAUAAACUGAAAGAGCCCAUUAAGAGGGUAGAGUUGCUAAAGAUUAUCAGCAGACAGUUCAGGCAGCACUUCCCUGAGAUCCUUAAGAAAGCCUCUGAGCGCCUAGAGCUGGUAUUUGGCCUUGAGUUGCAGGAAGACAAACCCAAAGGUCAACUCUAUACCCUUGUCCCUAAACUAGAGGUCUCCAAAGAUGGGAGCCAAAGUAGUGUCUGGGGCUUCCCCAGGAAUGGGCUUCUGAUGCCACUCCUGGGGGUGAUAUUCUUAAAUGAAAACUGUGCCUCUGAGGAGGAGAUUUGGGAAUUCCUGAAUGUUUUAGGGGUGUAUGAUGGGAAGAAGCACUUAAUCUUUGGAGAGCCCCGAAAGCUCAUCACCAAAGAUCUGGUGCAGGAAGAAUACCUGGAGUACCAGCAGGUGCCCAACAGUGAUCCUCCUCGCUACCAAUUCCUUUGGGGUCCCAGAGCCCAUGCUGAAACUAGCAAGAUGAAAGUCUUGCAGUUUCUAGCCAGGGUCAAUAAUACUGACCCCACAGCCUUCCCAAGCCUUUAUGAAGAGGCUGUGAACGAUGAGAAAGAGAAAGCCCGAGCCAGAGCUGCAGCCACGUCUGCUAUUACCAAGGCUGGUCAGGGUCCCAGGGCCAAGGCUGACAGCAGCUCUCACCCAUAGUGCAGUCCGAGGCAGAUUCUUCACUUUGUGAUUAUAAAGGACUGUUAACUGUUACUUUUGUUAUGCAUGAAUAAUUUUUUGACUAAUCUUGUGUGCAUGUUUUUCAACUGCUGUUCCUUUAAGAAGGUUUAUUUAGAGUCAGAAUUUAAGUUUACAUAUGAUAUAGAUCACACAUUUACUGCUGUUCAUCAGGUUUAGUUUUGUUUUUGUGAAACACAAAUUGUAAAGCUGUAAACCACUUUGGUGGUCCAGAAAAAGAUAACAUGGCAUUAGAGAUCAGGAAAUGUGAAAAAAUUCAUAGGAAAAUAUUUGAGAUUUGAAGAUAGUGGGGAAAAAAGUAAAACGUGAUCAGUUCCUGAUUGGCUUUAUUUCAUUUAGUCUUCUCAUAAAAUUAAAAAAAAAAUUCUACCUGGAUUAUAUUAUUACAUUCAAGAAUGUGUGAAAAAUUAAAUGGUUGUGAAUGAAACUUCUUGUCCAUGGUUCUUAUUUUAUCAGUCAUUAUGGUAGAGGGUGAGAGACUCUACUUCAUAAAGAAGUUAAAAGGAGACGGAGGGAAAUACUACUUUUUUCACUGCUGAGCAGAAUUUUGGCUGAAUAGGUAUUUUAAAGA